Beauveria bassiana ARSEF 2860 is the source of this 1743-nucleotide messenger RNA. RefSeq names its product serine/threonine protein kinase. The record is from RefSeq and is a predicted model, not a curated record. The coding region runs from base 1 to 1743 and encodes 580 amino acids. NCBI's taxonomy places the organism in Eukaryota, Fungi, Ascomycota, Sordariomycetes, Hypocreales, Cordycipitaceae. The transcript is spliced from 4 exons.
AUGGCCGAUCCCGUAGCCGAAGCCAUCCGCAUCAUCCAUGACGCCGAUUUCACCCCCUUGGAGCAUGAGAUUCUCGCCGACGACUUUGUCCAGGGCGCGCUUGACCCAACACUCGCCGCUGCUGAGGUCCUGCGGGCUGUCAAUGGACGCGACCACGGCGUGUCCGUGGAUGAAGCGCUCCUGACCCUGAAGCGUGACUGGCACGAAUUACUUCAGCUAGUUGCUCAGCCUGCACCAGUCACAGACUCGGUUAAGCAACUUCUCAACUUACGCGACAAUGGACACUGCUGCGUGACGCCUGCAGACUACAAACACAUUCAUGUAGAACCUAGUCAUGUCAUUUCACCAGCACUCAAGGCUCUCUGGGAGAAUAAUGGGAACCCAAGGCUAUUUGCUGUGCUCACCGCCUACCUAACCCCAGCAAAGGUGCAGACCCUCAAGAAAUUAAUCUCACCUGCCUCAGAUAGCAUGGCCCUGUACAAUGUUCUGCUCCUCUCGCCUAGUUUGGGCUAUUCAAUGCGAAACGGGCAUGUUCAAAUUAUGCCACCCAAGAUGUACUGGACUCAAGACAACAAACCGACAGUAUCCAGCACCGCAUCCUCGGUAAAAGUGAUAUCUCAUUUUAGAGCAUAUUACGGCGACACAUUUCUCGCAAAUGGCCAGUCGCUUCGCAACGAGCGGAAGAGAAGCAGUCUUCACUUGAAGACGCACAACCCUGAGACUCUACCACUACCACACCCUGAACUGCUUGAAAUACAGGUGAAGCUCGGCCAGGCCUUGCUCAACUUUUUCACCGAGCAGUUUGUAAAGACCAAUGGUGCGAUUUUAUCUGAGUCAGACCCAUCGAACUUCUGGAGUAGACCAUUUCAACUUCUCUUUCGCAGACUGUGGCACCUUGUCCCAUUCUUCAUCCGUGCAAAAGGCUACCAAUAUUUGUUCCGAUCUGCUGCCAUGUAUGGGUCCAUGAGUGUCUACGAGCUUCCGCUGGGCCUUUUCGCGAAGCGGUGCGAUCGAAGCGACGACAAUGAGCCUGCUGCGCUUGCUCUAUUGGAAAAAUACGCCCCGGAUGUUCCCGCUCCUUUGCUUAUUGACAAGUUCCAAGAUCUGGACAAUGUUAAAUGGAUGAUUUCGACAAAACUUCCUGGUACAGUCACAAUGGCAACCAUCUUUCGCAUGUCGUAUCCCCAGCGUCGCGAAUUUGUUCGAGAUUUGGCGGCGGUGAUAAAACAGAUUAACGAUAUACCGAACAACACCGGCCGGCUCAUAUGCGGUGCUGGGGGCGGGCGCAUUUACGACUGGCGCUGUGCCAUGGCGAAUGGAUGCGGCCCGUUUAAUACCGAGGAAGCUUUCUCCAGGCACCUCAGCCGAGACUCGUACGUGGAGGACGCCAUCCCUUCUGCAUUUGAAACGAAGCACAGGUCGGUAUUCACGCAUUCGGAUCUUCAUACAUGCAACAUAUUAGUGCAUAACGGUCGUUUGACGGGGAUAGUGGACUGGGAAAGCUCCGGGUUCAUGCCCGAGUAUUGGGACUUUACCAAAGCCAUGCGGACCACGAAGAACAAAGACGAAAUAGACAUGUACCGCAAAAUUUGGGGUCACAAAUAUGAUCAUGAACUGGAAGUGGAAAAGUACCUUUGGCAAGGUUGUCCCCUCGGAGGGCCGGACGAACUCGAACAUGAGCGGGUGGCGCUUCCGCCCACAAAUUGGCCACUGGCUAGGUUUCAUGCUCUGAUAGAACCUUGA